ACCAGAACCACAAAACUCCACAACAGACAGGAACAACGCUUGUGCUUCUCAGAACGGAAACAGAGUGCCAAAAUUACUUCGCAGAGGGGAGGAACCUUCGUGGAUGGACAAUUUAGAGGAUGCAAGAGGAAUUUCAGGUAGCAGCCACAGAAGCACUCGCUCAAGUGACACAAGUAUGAAGGAACACCGCAAGGAGGUUAGGCAGCAUAUGUUUUCCCUUUGCAAUUCAUUAUCUGACUCUGGCAUUAUGAAUUGCAAUAAACUGUUCUGGGACAAGUUUCUGGAAACUGAUGCUAGUCAUUUAUGGGGACUGGGGAAAGAACUUGGUGUCACAUACCAAGGGAAUGAGGAAUCUUUGAUCGAUAGAAUUCAGGCUAUGGAACAAAGGGAUGUGGAGAACCUGGCAGCUAAUACGAGCCAAAGAGGGGAAGAGGCAUGUAAUCCAUGAGGAUACUUACCUACAAUAUCAGAGGUUUGGGGAAUAGUGUUAAGUGGAGAAUUAUCCGUGAGCUGAUUAUUAAGGAAGAGGUGAAUUUCGCCUGCUUCCAAGAAACCAAGUUGGAGACCAUUGAUGUGAGGUUGUGCAAAUCACUUUGGGGGGAUGAUUCAUUUGAAUGGACCUUUUUACCAGCAAUUAACAGAGGUGGUGGCUUGCUUUGUGUGUGGGACAGAAGCACCUUCAAACUGAUUCAGGAGCAUAUAGGCAGGGGAUUUAUUUGCUUACGAGGAGAAUGGGGGGAAGAUGGUUUGCCUUGUAUUUUUACCAACUUCUAUGGCUCUUGUACUAUGCACGAGAAGAUUCAACAAUGGGAAGAACUUGUUACUCUAAAGACCAGCUUUCCAACUUACCGGUGGUGCAUAUUGGGGGACUUUAAUUCUGUCCGUUCCUCUGAGGAGAGACGAGGCAGUGCAGCUGAUUCAGAUACUUACCGUAGAGAUACAAUCGAAUUCAAUAGCUUCAUCAAUAACAUGGAACUAUUGGAUUUACCUUUGGUAGGGAAAAAGUUCACAUGGUUUCGACCGAAUGGACUUGCGGUGAGUAGGUUGGAUAGAGCGCUUGUGUCGAUGGAGUGGUUAGAGACUUGGCCAAAUUGUUUUUUACAAGUCAUGAGUAGAGAUAUCUCCAACCAUUGCCCGCUAAUUCUUAAGAUCUCUACUCAUGAUUGGGGCCCCAAACCUUUCCGAACUCUCAACGGUUGGCUACAAGACCCAAGAUUUAAAGCUUAUGUUGAGAGGGAGUGGAAUGAGCUACAAAUUCAAGGGUGGGGGGCAUUUGUUCUCAAGGAAAAAUUAAAGGCCCUCAAAACUCGGCUGAAGAUUUGGAAUGUAACACCCCACUUUUCGUUAUUAGGUUAUUUAUUAUUUUAUCUUAAUUAUUAUUAUGCUAUAUGGUAAUUUGAUGAAUUAUGUGAUUAUAAUUUAAAUCUCAUGUGAUAUAGAAUAAGAUUUAGAUAAAUAAGUUUGUUAGGUUUUUGUGUGAGUAAUUGAGAGUGGGGCCCAUUAGUAUGACUAUUUAAGGGAUAUGAGUGAAUUAGAAAGAGAGAAAUCAGAAUUUGAGAAUUGGAGAAGUUAGCAGAGGAGAAGAAAAGAAGCGUGAAAGAGAGAAGGGGAGAAAAGAGAAGAAAAAACCUAGAAUUUGAUCUUCAAGAGGUACAGGAGGUAGAGAUGUGGCUCAUGAGGAGUAGCUUCGGAGAGUCUUAGCUUAUGUUAUUAUUAUUAUUAUUAUAAAAUAAGUGUCUUGCUCUGUAAUGUAUCACUGGUUAGAUAUUUUACGUUACUUUUACAUUUAUGUUGAGAGGAUUUUAUAAUCUCUUCUUAUGGAAGUUGUUGAAUAAUUUUCUAAAUGAUGGCGAUGUCGUACUGUUGACGGCCGAAGUGCUUAUGAAAUUCAGUUCUGAGUAUGAUGAAUUUUAUUGGAAUAUCAUGGAAGAUAAACCUAUUUAAAUAAGUGAUUUUAUGCAUCUUAGGAUUAUCUGACUGGUUUAGAAAUUUCAUUGGCAGGAAUAAUUCAUUCUUUGAAAAGCAUAUGAACUUAUAAAUUUUCAAACACAAUCAGUGUUAAUUUUAAUGAGUUUUCGUGAAGAAGUGUAAUACUCCCUUGAUAUGUUUUUAAACUCUGAUAAACGUUUUUAAAUAAAACAAUGGG
Lotus japonicus is the source of this 2146-nucleotide messenger RNA. RefSeq lists its product as uncharacterized. The record is from RefSeq and is a predicted model, not a curated record. The coding region runs from base 445 to 1395 and encodes 316 amino acids. Gene Ontology annotation, molecular function: catalytic activity. The transcript has 2 exons. Lineage: Eukaryota; Viridiplantae; Streptophyta; Magnoliopsida; Fabales; Fabaceae.